ACUAAAUAAUUUUAAACAUUUGUCAAAAUAAUAAACAAAAACAAUAUCAAAAUGCAUUCUGUUACGAUAUUUGCUGCUGUUGUUCUAGUUUCCUGCAUUGCUGCUUGUUCUGCCUCGUGUGGUCCCAUUCCGGUAGCUGCAUAUGGUGCAGCUCCUGGUGGUGGUGGCGCUGGUGCCUACGGACAUGCUCAUGGCCCAGCGGGUGGUAGCUCUGCUGGUGCUUAUGGUCCAGCUCAUGCUGCUCCUGGUGGUAGUGGAGCUGGUGCCUAUGGUCCAGCUCAUGCAGCUCAAGGUGAUGGUAGAUCUGGUGCAUAUGGUCCUGCUCAUGCUGCCUUUGCCGCUGCUUAUGGUGGUGCCGCCGCUUCGUCCCAAGUCCCAGCUGCUGCAUAUGGCGGUCAUUCUCACAGUCAUGCCCCAAGUGCCGUUGCAUCGAAAGCUUCAAAUGCGGGUCCGGCCUCAGCUCCGGCGCCAGUUGCUGCUCCUGCUCCCGUUCCAGCACCAGCUCCAGUUACUAUUCCUGUUCCACCUUGUCCUAAAAAUUACAUUUUCUCCUGCCAACCUCAGCUGAGACCAGCCCCAUGUGCCCAUGCUGCUCAUGGCGGAGCUGCUUAUGGCGGAGCUGGAUCCCAUUCGGAUAAUUACUUCAAUUAUGCUCUUCCUCCAUAUAACGUCAAUUAUCAGAAUUAUGAUGAUCAAAACUAAAUAUGAAAGCAA
This is a messenger RNA of Musca domestica (house fly), 714 nucleotides long. RefSeq names its product vitelline membrane protein Vm26Ab-like. The coding region runs from base 52 to 702 and encodes 216 amino acids. The record is from RefSeq and is a predicted model, not a curated record. NCBI's taxonomy places the organism in Eukaryota, Metazoa, Arthropoda, Insecta, Diptera, Muscidae. The transcript has a single exon.